This is a messenger RNA of Pediculus humanus corporis (human body louse), 852 nucleotides long. RefSeq lists its product as uncharacterized. The record is from RefSeq and is a predicted model, not a curated record. Gene Ontology annotation, molecular function: NADP binding; oxidoreductase activity, acting on the CH-OH group of donors, NAD or NADP as acceptor. The coding region runs from base 1 to 852 and encodes 283 amino acids. Lineage: Eukaryota; Metazoa; Arthropoda; Insecta; Psocodea; Pediculidae. The transcript has 9 exons.
AUGACUGAAUUGUACCCUAUUGGUACUUUAUGCUGGGCGAAAAUGAAGGGAUUUCCACCAUGGCCUGGUAGGGUAUCAAAUCCUCCAGCGUCAUUAAAAAAAUCCACUGCCUCCAAAAAGGGAGCUUCUAUUUACUGCAUAUAUUUUUUCGGUUCAAAUAAUUAUGCAUGGAUUGAAGAAUCUCAAAUCAAACCAUAUGAAGCUUUUAAAGAACAAUUUAGUAAAGCAGCAAAAACUACUCUCAAAGAAGCAAUCGAUGCCAUUGAAGAUUACAUCAACAACAAAGGAGAGGACAUUUUUGCAAUUACGGAUCCCGAAGCUGAAUUUAACAAGUUGAAAGAAUCCACAGUUGCUAAUGAACAAAAAGAUGAAAAGAAAAAAGAGAAAAAAGAAAAUCAAACACCAAAGGAACCUAAAAAGACCAAAAUUCCUAAGGAUCCAUUAAUGAAAAAAAGAAAAGAAGGGCAUUUGUCACAUUCGACGGCCUUUAAAAAAGCCAGAAGAGAAAAUGAUGAUUUACUCACAAACGAUUCGAGUCUUCUUAAUCAUUCGAGCAUAAGGAAAAGUUCCGGACCCGGAUUAUUACAAAGACCGUCAGCAAAUUUUAUGGUCAGUUCUCAGCAAUUGGAUUUGGAAAGCGUGUCUCAAACGCUCAAAGACAAAAACAUUUUGCCAUCGAAAUUAAAAUUUGGAUUUUUGGGAUUGGGAAUAAUGGGUUCUGGAAUCGUCAAAAACCUUUUAAAUUCGGGACACAAGGUCAUUGUAUGGAACAGAACGACGGAUAAGAUGAUACGGAGAAAAGGAAAGAUGGAAAGAGAAAGAAAGAAAGAAAGAAAGCUGUCGGAAAGUUGA